AUGGCCGAUUUUUUUUCACUAGGAGGAGGAGUAGGAAGAGAAGCAACAAGUAGUCAAGAAUAUCAUCAACAUCAUCAAGAAACUACUAAUAGUACUCACAAUUGGUUCUUGUACAAACAUCAUGAUCAAGAAUUACCAACAUACAAAGGUUUCGAACUAUGGCAACAACAACAACAACAACCUCAUCACAACGAUGAGGAGCAAAAUUACCAAAUUCUUCGAAACCCCAUUAUUAAUCCAUUUGGAUUAGAUAUUGGGCCUAGUAAUGAUCAUCAUCAUCAUCAUCAUGAGACUAAUAUGAUGAUGAGAAGUAAUACUAUUACAAUAAGUUGUCAAGAUUGUGGGAACCAAGCUAAGAAAGAUUGUCAACAUAUGAGAUGUAGGACUUGUUGUAAGAGUAGAGGUUUUCAAUGUCAAACACAUGUGAAAAGUACUUGGGUUCCAGCAGCUAAAAGAAGAGAAAGGCAACAACAACUUGCUUCUUUGCAACCACAACAACAAGAAGAAGAUAAUAACAAGUCCAAAAGACAAAAAGAUGAUUCAAAUACCGGGUUAGAAAUUGCAAAUAAUUUUCCAUCAAAAGUAAAUUCAACAGCUGUGUUUCAACGUGUUAGAAUGAGUUCAAUUGAAGAAAAUGAAGAUCAAAUAGCAUAUCAAGCUGCUGUUAAUAUUAAUGGACAUAUAUUCAAAGGAAUAUUAUAUGAUCAAGGUGAUAAUCAUGAGUACAAUUAUAUGAAUGGUGGUGAUCAUGACAGCUCAUCGGGUGGUGAUCCCGUGCCACGUCACCAUAAUCUUAAAAUUACUGGCACCGCCAUGUCAGCCGUGAAUGACACGACUGUAGGGGGUGGCGGUGGUGCUUCCGCGGUGGCCGUGGAAGGAUCAUCACAUUUUCUAGAAACUUCUUUAUACUCUAGUGUUAACACUUUCGUGGCUGGUACGCAAUUUUUUCCACCUUCAAGAUCUUGA
Solanum verrucosum is the source of this 966-nucleotide messenger RNA. Its product is annotated as protein EXPRESSION OF TERPENOIDS 1-like. The coding region runs from base 1 to 966 and encodes 321 amino acids. Gene Ontology annotation, molecular function: DNA binding; DNA-binding transcription factor activity. Gene Ontology annotation, biological process: positive regulation of DNA-templated transcription. The record is from RefSeq and is a predicted model, not a curated record. Gene Ontology annotation, cellular component: nucleus. The transcript has 2 exons. NCBI's taxonomy places the organism in Eukaryota, Viridiplantae, Streptophyta, Magnoliopsida, Solanales, Solanaceae.